AUGGAGAUAUCCACGAUGGCGCCAUCAACAGUGGGAACGUCUACCACGACAAUACACUCGGCAAUGGCAUCAUCUACAGCGCUGCCAUCAACUAUGACUUCAUCUACCGCGACAAUGCAAUCAACAGCGACACCAUCUACGACAGUGCCAUCAACAAUGGCUUCAUCCACCACAGUACUGCCAUCGGCAAUGGUACCAUCUACGGCAAUGCCAUCAACAAUGGCUUCAUCCACCGCGGCAAUGCAAUCAACAGCGACACCACCUACGACAGUGCCAUCAACAAUGGCUUCAUCCACAACGGUACUGCCAUCGACAAUGGUACCAUCUACGGCAAUGCCAUCAACAAUGGCUUCAUCCACCGCGGCAAUGCAAUCAACAGCGACACCACCUACGACAGUGCCAUCAACAAUGGCUUCAUCCACAACGGUACUGCCAUCGACAAUGGUACCAUCUACGGCAAUGCCAUCAACAAUGGCUUCAUCCACCGCGGCAAUGCAAUCAACAGCGACACCACCUACGACAGUGCCAUCAACANCGCCCCGGUACCCCCCUCGACACUGGCACCAUCUACGGCAAUGCCAUCAACAAUGGCUUCAUCCACCGCGGCAAUGCAAUCAACAGCGACACCACCUACGACAGUGCCAUCAACAAUGGCUUCAUCCACCACGGUACUGCCAUCGACAAUGGUACCAUCUACGGCAAUGCCAUCAACAAUGGCUUCAUCCACCGCGGCAAUGCAAUCAACAGCGACACCAUCUACGACAGUGCCAUCAACAAUGGCUUCAUCCAUCACGGUACUGCCAUCGACAAUGGUACCAUCUACGGCAAUGCCAUCAACAAUGGUUUCAUCCACCACGGUACUGCCAUCGAUAA
Molecule: messenger RNA, 873 nt
Organism: Rotaria sp. Silwood2
Lineage: Eukaryota; Metazoa; Rotifera; Eurotatoria; Philodinida; Philodinidae
Source: the annotation of a GenBank genome assembly